AUGUUGCUGUCGCUGGCGUUUCGUUUGCUUCACUCCACUUUUUUCCCCCGGCACCGUGUCGUAAGGGCCCGUCCCGGCUUCCGCCUAUUUGGCAAUCAAGCCCCGUUGUCGCUUAGCGGGGCGUCGCCCUCUCUGAAGGUGGCUACCCCCCCUUUCCAGGCAUUAGGAAACUGGUACUUUCUGCUGGAGAGAGUUCUGACACUCGCUAGUGGCUCCUUGCGGUUGGUGCACGAAUGUGGGCAAUUGCUUGGCGGACUGCCGGGGUUCGAGGCGAAACCGCCGGCAGCGGCGCCCCGCAAGUUAUUCGGAGGUUUCACCCUUGAUUUCCCGCGCCUCCCGUGUUCCCGCUUCUUUCAGGGGGAAUGA
This is a messenger RNA of Trypanosoma brucei brucei TREU927, 366 nucleotides long. RefSeq lists its product as hypothetical. Lineage: Eukaryota; Euglenozoa; Kinetoplastea; Trypanosomatida; Trypanosomatidae. The record is from RefSeq and is a predicted model, not a curated record. Bases 1 to 366 code for a protein of 121 amino acids. The transcript has a single exon.